UGCUCAGGGCGGACAGGAAACCGGGAUUUGCAGAACCCGAUGGAUGCGGAUUAGAACCCCGGCGGUGAACACAAAGAGAAAAUGAGCAGAAUAUUCCAUGCGGCGGCUGAGGUGAGGUGGAAUAAGAGCGCAGCGGCCAGACGAGCCGUGUUUCUGGCGGCUGCAGCUUACGGGUUAAAAGCGCUUUACCCGGUCAUCUGUAAACGGGUCGGAAAACGCACGGAGCCCAACAGAACCGCUAACGGACAGCAGAAUGGACUGGUCCCGAUGCAUGGAUGCGUGUCGGAGUCUGUUUCCGGUGGUGCUGCUGAUGCUGAUGGCAGGUCUCCUGGUGCGGACGCGCGCUUCCUCAGGCAGAUCCUCCAUCUGAUCCGGAUCGUUUUUCCGAAGCUCGCGACCCGAGAGCUCGCGCUGCUCUGCCUGCACUCGGCGGCUCUGGUCUCGCGGACUUUCCUGUCCAUCUACGUGGCCGGUCUGGACGGAAAGAUCGUGAAGAGCAUCGUGGAGAAGCGGCCGCGCAGCUUCGUCGUGAAGCUGAUGAAGUGGCUGCUCGUGGCCGUGCCUGCGACAUUCGUGAACAGCGCGAUCCGUUACCUGGAGGGGAAGCUCGCGCUGGCCUUGCGCACGCGCCUGGUGCAGCGCGCCUACGCGACCUACUUCGCCGGACAGACCUACUACCGCGUGGCGAACAUGGACGCGCGGCUGGCCAAUCCGGACCACUCGCUCACCGAGGACGUGGCGAUGUUUGCGCAGUCUGUCGCGCGCCUCUACUCCAACCUCACCAAGCCGGUUCUGGAUGUGAUCCUCACCUCAUACACGCUCAUCCAGACCGCGAGGUCGCGCGGGGCCGGGGCCACAGGGCCCACGCUGCUCGCCGGCCUGGUGGUGUUCAUCACCGCUAAAGUGCUGCGCUGCUGCUCCCCGACAUUCGGCCAGCUGGUCGCUGAGGAGGCGCGCCGGAAGGGGCACCUGCGCCACGCCCACUCCAGGAUCAUCGCCCAAGCAGAAGAGAUUGCCUUCUAUGGAGGGCACAAGGUAGAAAUGCUGCAACUGCAGAAGUGCUACAAGGCUCUGGCUGAGCAGAUUAAUCUGAUCCUGUCCAAGCGCCUGUGGUACAUCAUGAUCGAGCAGUUCCUCAUGAAGUAUGUUUGGAGUGGAUGUGGCCUUGUCAUGGUGGCGGUGCCCAUCAUCACUGCCACUGGCUUUGCUGACAACGAACUUGCAGACGGCCAAACGCAAGUGUUAGUAAGUGAGAGGACAGAAGCCUUCACGACUGCACGCAAUCUUCUAGCCUCAGGCGCAGAUGCCAUUGAAAGGAUCAUGUCCUCCUACAAAGAGGUCACGGAGUUGGCUGGAUACACAGCCCGUGUCCACAACAUGUUCCUGGUGUUCGAGGAGGUGCAGAGGGGUGUGUAUAAGCGUGCGUUGGUCUCCACGACGGCAGUAGCUGGAGAGAAGGGUGGCGGGAGACCUGAGCUGCACAUCGAUGGUCCACUAGAGAUCAAAGGAAAAGUAAUUGAUGUGGAUAAGGGUAUAGUGUGUGAAAAUGUUCCCAUCAUCACUCCAAAUGGGGAUGUGGUUGUUUCCAGCCUGAACUUUAAGGUGGAGGAGGGUAUGCACCUCCUAAUCACAGGACCUAAUGGCUGUGGGAAAAGCUCUCUCUUCCGCAUCCUUAGUGGUCUCUGGCCUGUGUACAGUGGCAUGUUGUACAAACCUGCUCCACAACACAUGUUCUACAUCCCACAGAGGCCUUACAUGUCUAUUGGGACGCUGCGAGAUCAGGUAACGUACCCUGACUCUAUGGAGGACAUGCAUGAGAAGGGCUAUAGAGACAAAGACCUGGAAGACAUUCUGGAUAUCGUCAACCUCAAACACAUUGUCACCCGAGAAGGAGGCUGGGAAGCAGAGGUGGACUGGAAAGAUGUGCUGUCAGGAGGAGAGAAGCAGCGGAUGGGCAUGGCUCGCAUGUUCUACCACAAGCCCAAGUAUGCCCUUUUGGAUGAGUGCACAAGUGCGGUCAGUAUUGAUGUGGAGGGUAAAAUAUUCCAGGCUGCAAAGGAUGCUGGGAUCUCCUUGCUGUCUAUUACCCAUCGGCCCUCUCUCUGGAAGUACCACACACACCUGCUGCAGUUUGACGGUGAAGGAGGUUGGCGGUUCGAGCAGCUGGAUACAGCUACUCGGCUCUCUCUCACUGAGGAGAAGCAGCGUCUCGAGGCUCAGCUCGCCGGCAUUCCCAAAAUGCAACAGAGACUGAAUGAACUGUGUAAGAUCUUGGGUGAGGACUCUGUGCUGAAGACAGCAGAGGCCGGUGAGGGGGAAUGAGAGACAGAGAGCUGGAGUUAAACCAUAUGGACACUGCACGCCAGACAUCAGCAACCUUUCCCACCAAGUCCUGAACGGUCAGCGCUUCAAGGCUGCAGCUCAACUUUACCCAUUACAGCGUGAGUCAGGUUCCCAAAAUCCCUUCAACCUUUAUUCACUACACCACAUUGAAAAUGAAUGGGAGGGAAAUUACCGUACAGAGCGCACGUAUCCUUACGCCAUUGUCAAAACUACGGAGUUCCUGCAGCGUUCAGCAGUGAUUUUUAAAGUGAUUUUCGCUUUCUAAAGAAAAAAAAAUGCCAUUUUAUUGUCUUCUUUUCCCUGAUGGAGAUUUUGUCAGUGUUUUUAUCUCAGAGUUCAGAGAUAUUUUAGCUAAGCUGUUUGUAAUUAUUGCAGUAUAAUUUGCUGCUUCAGAAAAAGGGAUUGAUUGCAACGUUAGUGGGUUUUUUUUAUGUUUUUAUUGAUGUACGUGUCAUACCACGGCAAUGAUAGCUAUGUCUGAUGUUAUAAGAAACACUGUAUCUGUACCUGCUAUGAUGCUGCUUAUUGUUUGGUUCUUUCUAGAAAGUAUGUGGUUUGGGCUUACUGGUACGUAUAUUACACAAAACACUUAACCAUUAACAGCUAAUUUCUCAACCUAAAAAAGCCUCUGAAGUCUAGUUUGAUAUUUGUUUAGUAACAGCUUUCAGCUUUAUCAGUGACUAAUGGGUGCUAUCAUUUGUAAUCUGCUUUUGUCAAUGAUUCUAUUCGUAAGUGUCAUUUUAGUUUCAGCAUAAGACUUUGAGCUUUUCUUCAUUCUGGUUGAGCAAAAGAGUUUCUCAAAAUCAUCAAACAUUCAUUCAUUCAUUCAUUCAUCCAUCCAUCCAUCUUCAAGAACCACUUCAUCCUGGUUCAUCAUCUCAGGAUCACUUGGCAUGAGGCAGGAAUGCACCAUGGGUUGCCAGUCCAUUCAUUGCAGGGCACCACAGACAUUCAUUAGGACCUAUAGGGGAAUUUAGCAUCGCCAGUCCACCUACCAGCAUGUUUUUGGAGGGUGGGAGAAAACUGGAGAACUCAGCUCAAUGUACACACAGACGGUUCAAUCCUGAGUCAACCUCGGACAGGAUCAAACCCGGGACCCUGGACCUGUGAGGCAGCAACACUCCUCACUGCUCCACACAAUCAAUCAUCAGAUAGUCAUGAUCUCAUCUCAUU
Molecule: messenger RNA, 3516 nt
Organism: Neoarius graeffei (lesser salmon catfish)
Lineage: Eukaryota; Metazoa; Chordata; Actinopteri; Siluriformes; Ariidae
Gene: abcd2
Product: ATP-binding cassette sub-family D member 2
Exons: 10
Coding region: 82-2322 (746 amino acids)
Biological process (GO): fatty acid beta-oxidation; peroxisome organization; long-chain fatty acid import into peroxisome
Cellular component (GO): peroxisomal membrane
Molecular function (GO): long-chain fatty acid transmembrane transporter activity; ATP hydrolysis activity; ATP binding
Source: RefSeq, a predicted model, not a curated record